AUGGGGGAUGAAGAGAAUUUUGAUCGAUAUCACGGUAUAACACACGAUUGGAUCGGCGAAAAAUUAAAAUUGGGGAAUACCCCAAUAACCCUCGAGGAGUCGGAUCUAAUCUUAGACAAUAUCAGAUAUCCAGGAACGCCAGGUCUGUACGAGUUGUUGUUCAAGAAAGACCCUCGUGGAUAUAAACAGACCGAUCUGGAGCACUACAUGGAUAUGCUAAAACGGACCAAUGCAUAUCGACGUAAUUUUGAUUCUAAUUUACAAAUUCAAGGAGUAAACACUUUCAAGUAUAAAACAAUAAUUCGACCAUAUUUAGUAAAACACAAUCUAAUAAAAGUAUCCGCUGAGGGUGCAAGCAAACGGGGUCUUUUCAGAAACCGGCACCUCCUAAAGCUCGACCCAGAUCACAAUCAUUCAAACAUGUAA
This is a messenger RNA of Acanthoscelides obtectus, 426 nucleotides long. The record is from the annotation of a GenBank genome assembly. NCBI's taxonomy places the organism in Eukaryota, Metazoa, Arthropoda, Insecta, Coleoptera, Chrysomelidae.